AUGGCUAAGCACCAUCCAGAUUUAAUAUUCUGUCGAAAGCAGCCCGGCGUUGCUAUUGGAAGACUUUGUGAGAAAUGUGAUGGUCGAUGUGUUAUCUGUGACUCGUAUGUCCGUCCAUGUACAUUAGUACGAAUAUGUGACGAAUGUAAUUAUGGUUCCUAUCAGGGUAGGUGCGUGAUAUGUGGUGGCUCGGGUGUGAGUGACGCAUACUACUGCAAAGAGUGCACACUUAUGGAGAAGGAUAGAGAUGGUUGUCCGAAAAUUGUCAAUUUGGGAAGUGCUAAAACUGAUUUGUUCUAUGAAAGAAAAAAAUAUGGCUUUAAAAAAACUGGAUAG
Molecule: messenger RNA, 336 nt
Organism: Enterobius vermicularis (human pinworm)
Lineage: Eukaryota; Metazoa; Nematoda; Chromadorea; Rhabditida; Oxyuridae
Source: the annotation of a GenBank genome assembly